UCCGCAGAGUCUCUCCUCUCAAACCACCUCAGACUUCCUCUUCCACCAUGUCUACCAGAGCCAUGAAGACCACCACCUUCUCCAAUGUAUCCUCCUCCAGGGGCCCGUCCCAGGGCUUCAGCAGCCGCUCCUGCUCCGGCUACGGUGGACAGAGUGGUGGCAGGCCGAGCUACGCUGUCCGCAGCUCCUACGGGGGAUUGGGCAGCAGUGGCACUUCUGUGGGCACCGGGGGGUUUAAAUUGGCCAGUGGGUAUAUUGGCGGGGGGUCUGGACAAAGAGGAGGUGGGGUAGAGUUUGGCUACGGGGGCUAUGGGGGCUUUGGUGGCGGAAUGGGUGGCAUGGCCAAUGAAGGGAUGAAUCCCAUCACUGCGGUGACGGUGAACAAGAGCCUGCUGGCUCCCCUGAACCUGGAGAUUGACCCCACCAUCCAGAUGGUCCGCACACAGGAGAAGGAGCAGAUCAAGACCCUCAACAACCGCUUUGCUUCCUUCAUUGACAAGGUACGUUUCCUAGAACAGCAGAACAAAAUGCUGGAGACCAAGUGGAAACUUGUGCAGGAGCAGACCACGUCUCGCUCAAACGUCGACGCCAUGUUCGAAGCCUACAUUGCCAACAUGCGUAAGCAGCUAGACAACUUGGGACACGAAAAAGUCAAACUCGAGUCCGACAUGCAUCAUAUGACGGGCCUGGUGGAGGACUUCAAAAACAAGUUUGAGGAUGAGAUCAACAAGCGCAACGAGUGUGAGAACAACUUUGUCCUACUGAAGAAGGACAGUGAUGCAGCCUACAUGAUAAAAGUGGAACUGGAAUCCAAACUGGAUGGGCUCUCUGAUGAGAUUGAGUUCCUGAGGCAGAUUUAUGAUACAGAAAUCCAUGAGUUGCAGAGCCAGAUCAAGGACACAUCAGUUGUGGUGGAGAUGGACAACAGCCGUAACCUUGACAUGGACGCCAUCGUUGCAGAAGUGCGCGCCCAGUAUGAAGACAUCGCCAACCGCAGCAGAGCCGAGGCUGAGUCCUGGUACCAGACCAAGUAUGCAGAGAUGCAGCAGUCAGCAGGUCAAUAUGGUGAUGAUCUGAAAUCAACCAAAGCUGAGAUCUCUGACAUGAACCGCAGGAUAAUGAGGCUGCAGUCUGAAAUUGAAAUGGUUAAAUCACAGCGAAACAAUUUAGAAGCACAGAUUGCAGAGGCUGAGGAGCGCGGUGAGCUGGCAGUUAAGGACGCUAAACUCCGCAUCAGAGACCUGGAAGAAGCGCUCCAGAGAGCCAAGCAGGACAUGACCCUUCAAGUCCGCCAGUACCAGGAACUGAUGAAUGUCAAGCUGGCUCUGGACAUAGAGAUUGCCACCUACAGGAAGCUGCUGGAAGGAGAGGAGUACAGGUUGGCAACUGGAAUCAAGACCAAUAUAUCCAAGCAUACUUCUGUGAACUACAACGCCUUCGGCCUGGAGAGCUCCCGAACUCCUUCCUACGUCAGCUGCUCCUUCGAUGGAGUCAAGCCCAGCAGUGGUUCAGUCGAUGCCCUCGAUGGAGCAACAGUGAAGAGCACCACAGUCACUAAGACAGAAACCAUGGUGGUCAAGACUGAGGGAAAGAAGGAGGAGGAGAAGGAGGAAGAAGAGAAGCAGCAAGUGGCAAGCGAGGAGCCAGCCGCCGUAGAGAGCAAGGAGGAGGUGGAGCGGGUGGAGGCUGAAGCUGUGGCUGAGUGACCCAGACACUUACCUUAUCAUUCAGUUCUUUACUGAUGUGCCUUCUUCAAAUAAUGUUUCUUCUGGAUGCCAGAAUCCUUAAUAUCCUCAAUGAAGAGAUGACAUUGGAUGAGUCUCUGUGCACGUUUAUGUAAAAUUCUUUACGGUCAACUUUCUCAGUCAGUUUCUGUCGUGGUGCACUAGUUCAGAGAACACUGCACCACCCUUGUUUAGCCAGCAAGGGACACUAUUGUAUCUGCUUUGCUCUGCUGCAAAAAAAGCUUCAUCACGACUUCUGGUUGUCAAAACACAUUGUUUGGUGCACGUAGUGCUGUUGGUUACACCUGGAGUCCUGUUUGAUCCACAAUAAAUCUUCU
This is a messenger RNA of Pungitius pungitius (ninespine stickleback), 2062 nucleotides long. RefSeq names its product keratin, type II cytoskeletal 8-like. Gene Ontology annotation, biological process: keratinization; intermediate filament organization. Gene Ontology annotation, molecular function: structural constituent of skin epidermis. Gene Ontology annotation, cellular component: keratin filament. The coding region runs from base 48 to 1706 and encodes 552 amino acids. The transcript has 9 exons. NCBI's taxonomy places the organism in Eukaryota, Metazoa, Chordata, Actinopteri, Perciformes, Gasterosteidae. The record is from RefSeq and is a predicted model, not a curated record.